UGGGGAGCUUGGGACCCAGAGGACUGGCAGGGCUGCUGUCCCCAAGUGCUCUCAUCCACCAGAGCACUCAGGCCCCCUGCCUUGGGGAAGGGGCAUGUCCAGAGCUGGCCUCUCCUGUCCAGCCUCAGCCCCGCCCUUACCCUUCACAUGAUCCCUAGGACAUGGGGUACGGGGAUCUCAUGCUGCCAGAGGGGCAAAGCUGCCACCCCACUGCUGGGGCGGCUCCGCCCAGUCUCUUCCUGCUGCCACCGCCUUUGCUGACUCACCUGCCCAGCCUCCUACCGGGCUGGGGCGGGGGCUUGGUGCCCCAGAACCCAGAGAGGCAGCAGAGGCGUCUAUAAAAGCACGUUGGACCAGUCCCCAGCAUCCUACUUGGCUACCACCUGCUGCCGCACAAUGCUUGGAGGACUUGGGAAACUUGCCGCUGAGGGCCUGGCCCACCGCACUGAGAAAGCCACCGAGGGAGCCGUUCAUGCCGUGGAGGAAGUGGUGAAGGAGGUGGUGGACCAUGCCAAGGAGGUUGGAGAGAAAGCUAUUGCCGAUGCCUUAAAGAAGGCCCAGGAGUCAGGAGACAAAGUGGUGAAGGAGGUCACUGAGACAGUGACCAACACAGUCACAAAUGCCGUCACCCACGCAGCGGAGGGCCUAGGCAAGCUGGGGCAGUGAGCACAGCUGCCACCACCACCGACCCUUCCCAAAUCUCAAUA
Molecule: messenger RNA, 707 nt
Organism: Lemur catta (Ring-tailed lemur)
Lineage: Eukaryota; Metazoa; Chordata; Mammalia; Primates; Lemuridae
Gene: FAM25A
Product: family with sequence similarity 25 member A
Exons: 3
Coding region: 397-666 (89 amino acids)
Source: RefSeq, a predicted model, not a curated record